AAAUAGAACCCAGGUGCUUACAGGCAGGUAACAGUCUGAACUCAUCAACAACGCAUCUAUUUGUGUGACAGAGGGCAAAACAGCAAAACUUCGUUACUACAGCAAUAUACUCUACACUUUCAUACUCCGCUAUUGAAACAUACUUUUUUUCAGCAACCAUGGCAACGAUGACGGUGAAAGAUCAGAACAAGGACCUGAAGAAGGACCAACGGGACACGCAGGAGCUCAUCAACCAGCUGGUCUCCCAAAACGCUGGCUUGGAGGAAGAGAAGUUGAAACUCCUGACGGCUCUACGGUCAGAGAGGACCAUCCGGAAAAACGCCAGAAAAGAGAAUAAAAUUAAGGAGAUGGAGAAAAAUGUAGAGAUAGAAUCUCUCAAAAAAAGUCUGGAGGCAGAGAAGAAAAUCUCCCUGUCUGCCAAAGUUCACUGGAGUGGAGAGUUUAACAGGAUCGUGGGAGUCUUCAAACAGGAGCAAGAGAAGAUCAGAGAGACCCAGGAGAACAGGUUUAAUGAAAUACUUUCAGCCAUGCAGGGCCAGAACUUAAUCACCAUGGACGCGAAGCUCCGAACUCUGGCAGAGGACAGUGAGAGAAAGGUGAGCCAGGUCAUCCGGGAAAAGGAUGAGCUGAUACACAAAAUAACGGAGGAAAACACGGCUCUAGAGGUCAAGUAUUUGGAGAGCAAUGCCGAGCUCAUGGAGAAGGAGAGGAGGAUCAUCCAGAGCGAGGCAGAAGUGGGAAUAAAACUCACUGCUCUGAAAGAUGAAAUGAGCCGAGAGCUGGCUGCAAAGGAGGAGAGCUUUCAGACCCGGCAGCAGCUGGAGAGAGAGAACAGAGAGAAGGAGUGGGUCGACAAUAUGAGCCACAUUAAGAAUGAUUUUAAGUUCUUACAAGAGCAAAUCUCUGCUCUUCGGCAACAGACCCACGACCUCCAGGAGUGUGAGAAGAUGAGCAGAAGGAUGGAGGAGGAGUGGACUGAGAAAGAGAGCCAAAUGGAAAAUAAAAUUCAAAUCCUCAUUGCUCAAAACUCUGAGCUUCAGGUCAGUCUCUACGGCCUCCAGGAGCUGGCUCAGAAAACAGACAAGGAGAAGGCCAGGAUGAGAAAGGAGGAGGAGAAGGCCAAGAAGGAGGCGGAGCAGAGCCUGAAAAAGGAGAGGAAAAAGGCAAAGGAGCGAGAGGAAAAACAGGAGGAGGAAAAUAGGAAGCGAGAGAAGGAAGAAUUGAAAAGACAAAAGAAGGAAAAAGAGGAGAUGGAGAAACAAGUCAAGAAAGAGAGGAAGGAGCGGGAAAAGAGAAAGAAGGAGGGAUUUAAAAGACAGAAGAACGAAAAGGAGGCAAGAGUGAUAGA
This is a messenger RNA of Etheostoma spectabile (orangethroat darter), 1348 nucleotides long. RefSeq names its product golgin subfamily A member 6-like protein 22. Lineage: Eukaryota; Metazoa; Chordata; Actinopteri; Perciformes; Percidae. The record is from RefSeq and is a predicted model, not a curated record.